AUGGCCUCUGUCCCUGGUAGCAGUAACACUUCUAGCAACCGUCCGGAGCGCUACAGGGUAGCGAUACCAGAGGACCAACUCAAUGAUUUAAAGUCCAGGUUGGCAAGGACAAAACUUCCGGAUGAACUAGAGGGCUCAGGGUGGAAUUAUGGAGUGCCUCUGAGUGACAUACGCCGACUGAUUGAGUACUGGAAAAAUGUUUUCGACUGGAGAAUCCAGGAGCAAAAACUAAACCUCCAGCCGCACUUCCACGCUCCUAUCACCGUAGAUGGAGGCCAUGGAACUCUGGACAUACACUUUACUCACUGGAGGUGUCAGUCUGAACGAGCAAUACCUCUUCUGUUUAUUCAUGGAUGGCCCGGUCAUUUUUCGGAGAGUUCCAAGAUGUGUCCACUUCUAACUGACUCAAGUCGACCCGGACCCAAAUUUCAUGUUGUAUCUCCUUCACUGCCCAACUUUGGAUUCUCCCAAGCAGUUAGCACUCCAGGAUUUGGAAUUAAACAAUAUGCAGAGAUCUGUCAUAAGUUGAUGAAGAAUCUCGGUUAUCAUUCAUAUGUGACUCAAGGUGGAGACUGGGGCUUCACUAUAUCUCGGGCCAUUGGAAUGCUAUACCCUGAAUCUUGUCGAGCCUCACAUAUUAACAUGGUACCGGCUAAACCACCAACACUUCUCUCGAACCCGUGGAAGUAUAUCAAAACUUUAACCACCCCUCUAUCCAGAGCCGAUAAAAAUCGUAUAUCCCGCCAUCAACAAUUUCUGGAGACAGGAACAGGGUAUAGCGUGUUACAGUCAACGAAGCCGCAAACUCUUGCAUAUGCUCUGGCCGAUAGCCCUGUUGCUUUGACUGCCUGGAUCUGGGAGAAGCUUCACGACUGGUCCGACAAUUACCCUUGGACAGACGACGAGAUUUUGACCUGGGUGUCUAUUUACUGGUUUUCUACGGCAGGUCCAGGUGCCAGUUUAAGGAUAUAUUUUGAGUUUAACUCUGCUCGAGAUCCUUCUCUAUCUGAGGGCUAUUUCUCUGGCUGGGUUCCAGAAGUUAAAUAUGGGGUUGCUCAUAUGCCCGGAGAGAUUGUCGAUGCUCCUAGUCUAUGGACACAAACUCUGGGAGAUGUAAUCUAUGAAAGUGAAGCUGAAUAUGGAGGCCACUUUGCAGCAUGGGAGAACCCCGAGUUCAUUGCCGAGGAUGUGAAGAAUAUGUUUAAGGGUCUGAAAGAGAGCAUAUAUAGCUGA
Messenger RNA from Exophiala spinifera, 1233 nucleotides. RefSeq lists its product as uncharacterized. The record is from RefSeq and is a predicted model, not a curated record. Gene Ontology annotation, molecular function: epoxide hydrolase activity. The transcript is spliced from 3 exons. Lineage: Eukaryota; Fungi; Ascomycota; Eurotiomycetes; Chaetothyriales; Herpotrichiellaceae. Gene Ontology annotation, biological process: epoxide metabolic process. The coding region runs from base 1 to 1233 and encodes 410 amino acids.